This is a messenger RNA of Rhododendron vialii, 546 nucleotides long. RefSeq names its product mitochondrial import inner membrane translocase subunit Tim13-like. Bases 92 to 364 code for a protein of 90 amino acids. Lineage: Eukaryota; Viridiplantae; Streptophyta; Magnoliopsida; Ericales; Ericaceae. The record is from RefSeq and is a predicted model, not a curated record. The transcript is spliced from 2 exons.
GUAUUUGACAAUUCGGCGGCAGUAUAACUGUAAGUAGGGUUUUGUUUAUCCAAAACGAAGAGGAGGAAGAACACACAGAGGUGAGAGGGAGAUGGAUUCGUUUACAGGAGCUUCGAGUGGAUCAUCGUCGUCGUCGCCUCAGAUGUCAAAGGAGGACUUCAUGGACCAACUCAAAACUCAACUGGCCCAGGCUUACGCCGAGGAGUUCCUUGAGACGAUAAGGGGGAAGUGCUUUGAGAAGUGUAUUACCAAACCAGGAAGUAGCCUUAGCGGGAGUGAGAGUAGUUGCAUAUCGAGGUGUGUGGAUCGCUACAUUGAAGCUACGGGUAUUAUCAGCAGAGCUCUUUUUAGUUCAUCGCGAUAAACUCCACUUGAAGCACACAAAGCAUAGAGAGAUGAAAUCUUCAGAAAAAGCGAGACGAGGGUAGGCUAAGAUUGUUUUCUGUAUUGCUUUCCCAUUCCUUUUUAUCUUUUCAGUACACAGACUGUCACUUUCAACACCAAUUUUUUGAACUUGAUUAAUGAGGCGCAUAAGCUUUGGGUCUG